GUUUGGAUUGGGUUAAAAAAAAUCGUUUCCCAUUGUUUUUAAAAAGUGAAAUAUAUGCUGAUUAUAAGCUUUCAAAGUUAUUAUCAGAGUCACAAGUUGCUUUUUUAAACAAGCUGCUAAGCGAUGGAUACACAGCUUGUGAAGAUGGACUUAGCUAUUGUUCAAGCCCAUCAGAGAGAUCAGCUAUAUCGUGUGCUGAUACAAACUCUUACUGAUGAGACUGCGUCACUAACAAUACCAUCAUAUGUAGAUGGUAAAGAUAUUAGUAAUUUACCCAAGUGGCAACAGAAGUUGUAUGUAAACUCACUAAGUGAAGGGAUAACACAAAAUGAAUCCGAAGUAUUUGAUGGUAAGAAAGUUGAAGAAUGCAACCAAGAUGGUAAUAGUAAAAUCGAAAAUGUUAGACAAAUAAAACCUGACGUGAGGAAGUAUGUAGAUGAGACAAUAGAUAGCUGGAAAAAGAAAUACUGUAUUAAACCACAUUUCGCCAGGCAACAUUCAGAUUUAGGUUUUGUCGAAGAAGUAGAUGAAGAAAAAGAUUCCGAAUAUGAUGAAGAAGAGGAUGGAGAGUAUAAUGGAGAGUAUAAUGAACAUUAUGGUGGACAAUUCGAUGAAGACAAUAAGCCGCUUGAAUCUUCUAGUGGCAUUAGACUUGACAAUAAUGAAAUAGUAGUUGAAGCAACACCAUCCAACAUUGCCAGCUGUGACAUUUCCGUUCAAAUUAAUGACAACUGCUUUUUUUUUCCUGACGACAAUCUAAAUCCUUUGAUAUAUGAAACUAAUCGAGGCUUUAGUGCAGAAAAGAUUGAGUACUUUAUGAAUAAAUUAACUUAUAGGAGAUCAGUGGAAGAUGUAAAAUCUUGUAUGACAGAACAACAGGGUGAAGUGUUGAGUGAUUGUGAUGAUGCACAUAUCACUGAAAUAUUGCUGGCUGUAGAUCAGCGUCACAACACUCAAUAUGAAAAAAAGAUAUCUGAUGAAUUAUCUGCAAGUAUUUUUAAAUAUCCCUUGUGUUUUCCUCUAAAUUUAUCAUGUAAGCAAGGCUUGGAUGCGUUUAAAGAAUUUUUAUUUGGAACACCUGGCGAAAAGAAUUUGUUGCUUUGGUUAGAUGUUGAAAGAGCAAGACAUUUAGAUCAAGUAGAGAGAGAAAGAAUGUUGAGAAAUUUGAAAGAUCGAUUUAUACGUUCUGGAGCACCUUAUGAAGUCCCUACUGCGAUUCGAAAAAGUUGGGGACUUACUGAUGUUACAGAGAUUAGUAUGGAGAGGUUGAUUUUCAUAAGAAAAAAAAUUGUUGAUCCACUUUUGAAAUACUGGUGUCCACGCUUCACAUAUCAUCAAUAUCAAGAAAAGAAGAAAUAUUAUAAUGAGUUGUGUUAUCAUGAACGAAUGCGACGUGAGUCACGUGACAGGCUUGCUCAAAGACCGAUGUCAUGCGUAAAUCACUUGAAAACUGAAAGCAAGAUCAGUUUAAAUGGUUCCUUUACUGAUUCGGAUUCUGGAAUAUUCUGUACAGAUCAAGUGGAAAGAUUGGAUAGCGGUAUCACAAGAAAGAUGCUGCGCGUAAAAUCUGCUUACCCUCGUCUGAUGUCAGCAAAAUCAACCCAUCAAACAAACGCUGGUAGCGAGCAGUUACAACUUGUAUCAAGUUUUCAUGACGGAGGUUUCGGAUUCAAACCACCCGUGCCGAAGUAUUUUCAUAAUGAUGCUUCAAAUUAUGACCACAAGAGUAAUUUUCGUCUUUAUAUACAACCUAUUCCAACAUUUAGUUCGACAGCAUCGAAUAUAAAAAGCACACCAAAUUUUAAAGAGGACGAAGAUCUAAACGGAAGUACAGAAUACGAUAAAAAAAUGGAUUUUCUUGUAGAUGUUUUGUUACAUGAGAAACACACUGGCAAUUAUUUCCUGAAAUAUCUGGAACAGCAAAAUGUGAAACUUUGGCUUGACUGUUAUAUGUUUUGGCAUGCGUUGCAGGAGUAUACUGAGCACUUUUUCGCAGAUGUUUUUACUCCUCUCUGUGUGAAAAGAAAAGCUAAUUAUAUUUACACGGCGUAUGUGACAUCAAAAAGCGAACAUGAUUUGCAGUGUUCUGUGGAUGUUCAAACAAAGAUAUUUAAACAGUUGGAUCCGCCAUACGAAGAUUUGUUUGAUUGUGUUGAACAACGAGCGCUAGAUAUCCUUAUUCAACCGUGCUUACAGUUAAGCAUCAAAGAGAGGCUAAACUAUAAGCAGUUGAAACCAGAAGAGGAGUUAAAGUACAUCGAAGUAAAUAAAAAAUGGCGUUACGAGGAUAACUCGACGUCAGACGAACUUGUUGAUGCCAGUGUCACAAGUUGUGAUGAGGAGGAGGACAAAAUAUCCCCUAAUGAAGUCGACACUCCAUUUCCUAGCUCUCAAGAUGGUGUUGACUUUGAAGGCCUGCUAAAAAAUAAAACCGAGCUCGAAUAUUUUCAAUCUUUUUUGGAAUCCAGGCAUAGACAAGGUAUCAUUGAUUUAACAGCGUGGACGGACAUGGAGUUGUUCAGACGCUUGCCACAACCGACUACCGCCAAAGAACAAGAAGAACGAGAUAGAUUAUGUAUCGAAAUUCGCGAGAAGUGGUUGAACAAAAGUUAUUUUUUCGGUAGCAAUUCACCAGCUUCAAAAGAAGCUAUAAAACAGAUUUUAGAGCUCGCAGGUGGUGUAAAGGUUCUCCCUUCCCGUCCAAGUAGUCCAGUUAUUCUUGAAACUCAAAAAUACGCGCGCGUUCGUGUUGAACGAAGAUGGAUGAAGUUGUACAAAGAAACGAAGGAGUAUAAAGAAAGAAAGAAAAAGAAAAGUUGUGUCGCUGAACUUGUUGAAGAUUUAGUUAUGAAGAAAAAAUUACAACGCAGUGAACAAGCAUGGAGAGUGAGUGUAGUUCUCCUUAAUUAA
This is a messenger RNA of Hydractinia symbiolongicarpus, 2910 nucleotides long. RefSeq names its product regulator of G-protein signaling 22-like. Gene Ontology annotation, biological process: regulation of signal transduction. Lineage: Eukaryota; Metazoa; Cnidaria; Hydrozoa; Anthoathecata; Hydractiniidae. Gene Ontology annotation, molecular function: G-protein alpha-subunit binding. The record is from RefSeq and is a predicted model, not a curated record. The coding region runs from base 124 to 2910 and encodes 928 amino acids. The transcript has 13 exons.